Rubroshorea leprosula is the source of this 2015-nucleotide messenger RNA. The record is from the annotation of a GenBank genome assembly. Lineage: Eukaryota; Viridiplantae; Streptophyta; Magnoliopsida; Malvales; Dipterocarpaceae.
GCAGCCGUGACACACCGCACUUCGCAGAAGCUGAAAAAGCAAACUUUGCAUCGUCCUCUGUUUAAGCCCUUACUUUUCCUCCUCCGAACAGGCUCCACGAUCGCCGACAAUCUCUGUGUUUUCUACCAAUUCCAUGGCGUCCGAAUCGAAUUCCAGAAAUGGAGUCCAAGUUGAUAAUACUCUUCAGUCUAUCUGCUACAACCGUGGCUCGCUUAAGUUACUCGAUCAGCUCUUUUGAUUCGAGUCAUACCCUUUUGUUAUCAGAGAACAAACGUAUAGAUUUUAUAGGGUAGAUUCUUUCAUGGAAGCUGCUUGAAGUUAUGCAAUAAGAUUGAAAGGAAUGAUGGUAAUAGAACUGUAUUCAAUUUAAAAAGAGGAACUUCUUAGGUUUCUUUGAUAUUUGGUGAUGGGUCAUAAACAGGAUAGCUUUCCAUUUCCCAAAUCCCUCUCCACCAUCCGUCUCAAGGUUUGAACUUGAGAAUUUCAACUUGAAGUCUUAAGCUCUUGACUUAACCAUUUAGACACCUUGAGGGUAGGAACUUCUUAGUUGAUUAAUUGCGUCUAUUUACUUGAACUAUGAUUGUUAUUGAACAGAGAAAGCUUCCUCUGGAAACUAUAUACUUGGUUAUUCAAGAUGCAACAGAUGGGUGGUAAUAUAUCCUAACUCCCCUUGUCAAGUAUCUAGCUUUUACGUUUUUAUAGUUUUCUCCAUGCCUAUUUAUUGGCUAAUAGUGUGAUACUCAGCUAGAAUUCCAAAUUAUAUCAUUUUCUUGUCUUAGGAAUGCCAUUCGGGACAUGGUGGUCCGUGGGGCACCUGCUAUCGCCAUUGCAGCGGCCCUUUCCCUUGCUGUAGAAGUUUCUAACUUGAAGGACUUUAGUGGAACUUCUGAUUAUGCUGCGUCUUUCAUUUCAAUAAAAUUGGAAUAUCUCGUUUCAAGUCGCCCAACUGCAGUGAAUCUUGCAGAUGCUGCUACAAAACUUAGAGAAGUUGUAUUAAAGGCUGCUGCAGCUUCUACAGAAAGCGAGGCUGUUUUCCAGGCUUACAUUGAAGCUGCGGAACUUAUGCUUAAGGAUGAUGUUGCUUCAAACAAAGCAAUUGGGUCUUAUGGUGCGAGUUUCAUUCAGCAGCAUCUGGAAAACUCAAAGAGGUUUUCAGUCUUGACCCAUUGCAACACUGGAAGUCUUGCAACAGCUGGGUAUGGUACUGCCCUUGGUGUGAUUCGUGCCCUUCAUGCUAAGGGAGUGUUGGAAAGGGCCUAUUGCACAGAAACACGUCCAUUCAAUCAGGGUUCUCGACUCACAGCUUUUGAAUUAGUACAUGAGAACAUACCUGCAACUCUGAUAGCCGAUUCUGCUGCAGCUGCACUAAUGAAAGAUGGUCGUGUGAGUGCUGUCAUUGUAGGAGCUGAUCGUGUGGCGUCAAAUGGUGAUACUGCUAACAAGAUUGGAACAUACAGCCUUGCCUUAUGUGCAAAUUAUCAUAAAAUCCCAUUUUAUGUUGCUGCACCACUGACUUCCAUCGAUUUAUCCCUUUCUUCUGGGGAAGAAAUUAUAAUAGAGGAAAGAUCUCCAAAGGAAUUGUUGAACUCGCGUGGGGGACUUGGGGAACAGAUUGCUGCAUCAGGAAUCUGUGUCUGGAACCCAGCUUUUGAUGUCACCCCAGCUAAUCUAAUAGCCGGAAUCAUAACAGAGAAGGGUGUAAUUACAAGGACAGCUGCUGAUGCUUUUGACAUACAAGAUUUCAUAGAGAAGACAGCCACCUUGUCUUUGGCAUAAGGGAAGCAUCCCCAUUUAUCCUAUCGGGCAAACUGAUACCUUUAAGUUGGAAGAAAUAUAGUGAGAAUCAGCUUGCCAUUGAUCCUUGGUUGCAAGUUGUGCUGAUUGUAACUUUGCCUAAAUAAUUAAGCUUGCCAUUUUAUAUGGCAUUCCUUGUGAAUUUUGAGCUCUGACUCUUUUGAGUGUCACAUUUUAAAGGCUGUAAACAGUAAGGCUGUUAAUAAAAGAGUAAUUGAUAU